CCCAGGCUUUGACCACAACCGCCGGCGUAGUCGGGCCGUACUCUACCAGUUGUCUGGCCACUUGCAGAAACAGGACAAGAGCAAGCUCGAUCAACAACAGUAUGUUUGGGGCGACCACCAACCCCAUCCCUGAGUACAAGGUGGCUGCCACCCCAAAGUCUCGCUUCAUCCUGCUACACUAUGGGACCUUCAAGGCGGGCUGGGAUUGGCUGAUCCUCCUGGCCACUUUCUAUGUGGCCAUCACCGUGCCCUAUAACGUUUGCUUCACCGUGGUGGAGGGGCGGGACGAGGGGGGCGGCUCUGGGGCUCGCAACCCCCCCAGUUACAGCGACAUCUUGGUGGAGAUUCUGUUCAUCAUUGACAUUGCACUGAACUUCCGCACCACCUAUGUGAGUACGACUGGUCAGGUGGUUUAUGAAGCCCGCUCUAUCUUUGUACACUACGCCACCUCCUGGCUGUUUGUUGACCUGAUCGCCGCCCUGCCCUUUGACCUGCUCUACGCCUUCAAUAUCAGCGUGUACUUUGGGGUCCACCUGCUGAAGACAGUGCGGUUACUGCGUCUCCUGAGGCUGCUCCAGAAGCUGGAGCGUUACUCUGAGUACAGCGCCGUGGUUCUCACCCUGCUCAUGUCUACUUUCGCCCUGCUGGCCCACUGGAUGGCCUGCGUCUGGUACUUCAUCGGACGCAAGGAGAUCGAGAGCAACAGCCUGAGCUCCUGGGAUAAUGGCUGGCUUCAUGAACUGGCAAAACGUCUCGACACCCCUUACUUCCUGUCACCUUUAACCUCGUUCCUUGGAGUCACUGAUUCGCUGCACACUUCUAGAACGAAUGGGUUGGCAGCCAAUUACAAUCACUGGAACACAUCAGGGUCAGAGCCGAUUGGACAGGAUUUCUCUUCCUCCUUCAGCUCCGGCCAAUGGAACGUCAGCGAGGCGGGGCGGAGCCAGGUGAAUGGCUCAGGGGCCUCGGGGGCGGCGCUAGGAGGCGGGCCGUCAGUGAGGAGCUCCUACGUGACGUCUCUUUACUUCGCUCUGAGCAGUCUGACCAGCGUGGGCUUCGGAAACGUCUCAGCCAACACCGACUCAGAGAAGAUCUUCUCCAUCUGCACCAUGCUCAUAGGAGCCCUGAUGCAUGCUGUGGUAUUCGGUAACGUGACAGCCAUCAUCCAGAGGAUGUACUCUCGGCGCUCCCUCUACCACACACGUACCAAGGACCUGAAGGACUUCAUCCGGGUCCACGGGCUGCCCAAGGCCCUGGAACAACGCAUGAUGGAGUGCUUCCAGACCACCUGGUCUGUCAACAACGGCAUCGACGUCAGCGAGCUGUUGAAAGACUUCCCAGAUGAGUUGAGGGCAGACAUCGCCAUGCACCUGAACAAGGAGCUCCUGCAGCUGUCUCUGUUUGAGUCGGCCAGUAGGGGGUGUCUGCGCUCCCUGUCCCUCAUCAUAAAGACAUCGUUCUGCGCCCCGGGGGAGUAUCUCAUCCGCCAGGGAGACGCCCUGCAGGCCAUCUACUUUGUCUGCUCUGGGUCCAUGGAGGUGCUGAAGGACAACACGGUGUUGGCUAUACUGGGUCGUGGGGACCUAAUCGGCUCUGACUUCCUGACCAAGGAGCAGGUGAUCAAGACCAAUGCCAAUGUGAAGGCCCUGACUUACUGUGACCUGCAGUACAUCAGUCUGAAGGGGCUCAGAGAGGUGCUCUGGCUCUACCCAGAGUACGCCCAGAAGUUCAUCACUGAGAUACAACAUGAUCUGACUUACAAUCUGAGAGAGGGGCAUACGGCUGAGGUGAUUAGUAGACACACAGAACAGAAC
Oncorhynchus kisutch (coho salmon) is the source of this 1814-nucleotide messenger RNA. Its product is annotated as potassium voltage-gated channel subfamily H member 4-like. Gene Ontology annotation, biological process: regulation of membrane potential; potassium ion transmembrane transport. The annotation marks the transcript as partial. The transcript has 8 exons. Gene Ontology annotation, molecular function: voltage-gated potassium channel activity. The record is from RefSeq and is a predicted model, not a curated record. Lineage: Eukaryota; Metazoa; Chordata; Actinopteri; Salmoniformes; Salmonidae. Gene Ontology annotation, cellular component: plasma membrane.